AGCCUCUACCACGGAGGCGUUGGUUUAAACAUGGCGGGAGCUGUGGAGCGGGAGAUGCGGCUCUUCACCCGGGGGCUUUUCGAGCAGACCUCGGAUCUCAGCGUCCUGUCGCAGUCCACGGUGCGCGCCAAGUUCCUGGCUCACUGCGGCCGAUCAGCGCUGAGCCCCCCGGAGCGCCAGAUCCUGAAGAAGAUCGUGGAGGAGGAGCUACUGAGGAUGCAGGAAGAAGCCAGCGACGACGAGCCGCUGAUUAUGAAGGUGCAGAAGAGGGGGCGCACCGACGGGGAGGAGGGGGAGCCCCCGGGGAAGAGGCGCAAGAGGCCGGACGACGAGUCCGAGGAGGAUUCUGGGAUCGAGCGGCGAGACAUCAAGAGACUGUCAGCAAGUUCCCCCGAGUCUCCAGCAAAAACGGAAGAGACGGCCGCCUUUAAGAGGAGGGUAAAGACAACGCCUAAGAGAGGCAAAGAGACCGUCCGAGAGAGCGCAGAGGAAGAUGCAGAUGAUAUUGGAGACGAGAGGAAAGCAACUGCCAGAAGGCAAAAGAGCGUCUCCGAGUCCAGCAGUGACAGCGAGAUGGAGGUGACAGCCGUGAGACCGCAGGACUCUGACAGCGAGGAGCCCACUAAGAAAGAGAGCGCGCGUGACAGCGAGAACAGAAAAAAGAAAGCCAGGGCAGCGAAGAGCGCUCCGAAAAAUGAGACAGACAGUGAGAGUGAUUGGGAAGAAUUAGAGCGCAAGAAAAAGGCAGGAAAAGGGAAAAGAGCUGCAAAACCUGAGAGCGGGCCUCGGGUCAAGGGAAAGAGAGCGCAAGUGAAAGAGAGCGCAGGAAAGAGAGCGACUAAGAAAUCUACUAAGAAAGACAGUGAGGAGGAAGAGAGCGCAGGAAAGAGAGCGACUAAGAAAUCUACUAAGAGAGACAGCGACAGUGAGGAGGAAGAGAGCGCAGGAAAGAGAGCGACUAAGAAAUCUACUAAGAGAGACAGCGACAGUGAGGAGGAAGAGAGCGCAGGAAAGAGAGCGACUAAGAAAUCUACUAAGAGAGACAGCGACAGUGAAGAGGAAGAGAGUGCAGGAAAGAGAGCGACUAAGAAAUCUACUGAGGAAGAGAGCGCAGGAAAGAGAGCGACUAAGAAAUCUACUAAGAGAGACAGCGACAGUGAGGAGGAAGAGAGUGCAGGAAAGAGAGCGACUAAGAAAUCUACUGAGGAAGAGAGCGCAGGAAAGAGAGCGACUAAGAAAUCUACUAAGAGAGACAGCGACAGUGAAGAGGAAGAGAGCGCAGGAAAGAGAGCGACUAAGAGCGACAGUGAGGAGGAAGAGAGCGCAGGAAAGAGAGCGACUAAGAAAUCUACUAAGAGAGACAGCGACAGUGAGGAGGAAGAGAGUGCAGGAAAGAGAGCUGCUGAUAGUGAGGAGAGUUCAGCAUCAAAUAGAGACGGAGAUAGUGAGGAGGAGAGUGCAGGGAAGAGAGUGUCAACGAAAAAGGAUAGCGAAGAAGAAAAGAGACAUGCUAGUAAAAAGACAUCAAAGAGUGACAGCGAGAGUGACCUGAAUACAGACAGUGAUGAGGAGACGGCAAAGAAGCCCAAGAUGGCAGCCAAUAAAGGUAAAGAGACGGGCGGGAAGGGCAAAAAGAGCGCCAAGGAGGAGAGCGACUCCCAGGACAGCGACGAGGAAGGAGCCAAGAAGAAGGAUGGAGAGAGCGACGACUCCGAGCCCAGCACCAAAGGGAAGAGCAGCGCCCAGCAGAGCACCUCCAAGAUGGAGCACCCCUCCAUCCUCCGCCUCAAGAAGUACAUCCUGACCUGUGGCGCCCGCAGGAACUACAAGAAGCUGCUGCAGGACUGCCGCUCUGUGAAGUCCAUGGCAGAGGUCCUGAAGAAGGAGCUGGAGGACUUGGGGGUGAAAGGGAAGCCGUCUCUGGAGAAAUGCCGAGUGGUGCGGCUGAAGAGGGAGGAGGCGGCAGAGCUGGCGGAACUGGACACCAGCAACAUCAUCGCGACCGCCGGACGACCUCGACGCUGUAACACCCGGACCCCCUAUCGGCCAUCCCCAACCCGUGAAGCCUCCCCCUACCGGAAAACUAUGGGAUCUGACUCUGAAGGGGAAGAAGGUCCCCCCCGUAAAAAGAGACCAAUGGACUGGUCCAGCUUGAAGGGGAUCAUCAGUGAUGAUGGGGAAAGUGAUUGAAGGGUUAAUCCAUCCGAUCUCUUGUACAUAAAACUGGAGGCGUCUGCGUCCUGUGCCGCGAAAACCAUCCCCGGCCGCCCAUCAAAUAACCAGCUGAGCGUGCUGGGACAAACCACCGAUCUGAACUAUUAACUCACUAGUGGUUGCUGAUGGCAGCGAGGUGCGGGGUUCUCUGUGCCUCAUGCACCGCACGCCACUGGUCACUUAAGGUGACUUACAACACCCCCCAUCAUGCCCCGAGAGCUGAAGGCUACCAGUGUAUGCUGGGAGU
Molecule: messenger RNA, 2461 nt
Organism: Bufo bufo (common toad)
Lineage: Eukaryota; Metazoa; Chordata; Amphibia; Anura; Bufonidae
Gene: HIRIP3
Product: HIRA interacting protein 3
Exons: 9
Coding region: 31-2190 (719 amino acids)
Cellular component (GO): nucleus
Source: RefSeq, a predicted model, not a curated record